GCCCUAUUAAGUGCGGUACCUCGAAACCGACCAGUGACAACACUUGGUAGAAGCGGUGACUGCGAGAGGAAAUGCAUUUUUGGAUCGAUAAACGUUCACAAGCGUGUGGUUUCGGCAGGGCCCGGGUAGCAGCAUCUUUGUCGGGCGGGGGAGGUCUAGGGUUUGGCCAUCCGCGACGCGUGCCUCGGAAAUCAAUGGUCACUCCAAUACAUCGGUUUCAAACGGUCGACUGUAGUCGGCCACAUGCUCAUCGCCAACAGCAGUCGCAGCAGCAGCAGCAACAACCGCAUCAUCAACUGCAAUCGAAUCCGUCUGUCCCAGGGGCACAUUAUUCGUCGACCCAGAGUCAACAGUCCUCAGCACAUCAGCACCAGCCACAGACGCAGCAUCCACAUCAAUCGCAUGCAAGCUCGCAACAGCAACAACAUCAUCAUCACCAUCCACAUCACCCGCAUCACAAUCAACCCACCACACAGCAGUCAUCACAGUCGGGCAAUCAACAGCAGCAACAGGUGCAUCAGGUGCAGUUGCACCUCAGCGGUCAGUAUAGCUCGCAGAGCAACAUACUGCCUGCACCAACGCCUUAUUCGCAGCCGAGUCCAAACUUACAGCAGAGCUCGUCGCCGAAUGCUCUGAAUUAUCACGUACCUGUGUCGAUGAAUCACAUUUACAGUGCAUCAACACAAUCAUCUGGAGCUGAGAUAGAAGGCAUUAGCAAUGUUGGGCAGCACAUACAACCGCAUGUUGGCCAUGACGCACAAUUGUUACCGGCGCACCUGAAAUGUGGCAUGUGGGCUUCGUUAGCUCUUGCAACAGUGUUUGUAGCUGGUGCAAAAUUUUACUUCGAUCAUCAGGGUACCGGUUUGGAGGUGUUAAUAUUCUGCGCAUUUUCGGCCACAUUCUUUUUGGCGGCCUGUACCGUAUCGCUUUGGAGACGCCCACGAGACAUCCAGAUCACUGGCAACAAUAUGAUAUCGGAAACGAUUUCCAACGCAGAACAAAGUUCGCUACAGAAUAAUCCAGAAUUUCUCAGCAGUAAUCCUUCACCAUUGCUGAAUGGAAGUGCCGGAAGUGGUCCGCUUGGGGGAAUUGUGCCAGGAAGCCUUCAGCAGGCAUCGUUGGCAAGCAUAGUGGCACCACCACCACCGUACCAUAUAGCGAUCCUUCUGCCCGAUACCUCGAAGGAAGCGGAAGAAACCCCUCCACCAUCGUACGAUAAGGUAGUGAUUUAAAUAAUA
Messenger RNA from Anopheles maculipalpis, 1238 nucleotides. RefSeq names its product G-box-binding factor. The transcript is spliced from 4 exons. The coding region runs from base 72 to 1232 and encodes 386 amino acids. NCBI's taxonomy places the organism in Eukaryota, Metazoa, Arthropoda, Insecta, Diptera, Culicidae. The record is from RefSeq and is a predicted model, not a curated record.